Cryptococcus deneoformans JEC21 is the source of this 3977-nucleotide messenger RNA. RefSeq names its product vacuole protein, putative. Gene Ontology annotation, cellular component: membrane. Bases 224 to 3757 code for a protein of 1177 amino acids. The transcript has 13 exons. The record is from RefSeq and is a predicted model, not a curated record. Lineage: Eukaryota; Fungi; Basidiomycota; Tremellomycetes; Tremellales; Cryptococcaceae.
GGAGACCUGAAGACAACCAAUAAAAUACUUCAAGACAGCGGCUUGUUUCCCAAUUUUGGCUGCUCACAAACUUCAUCAGAGACCACACAGAUACUCUUUCCGCUAUCGAGACCACGCUUCCUUUCCGUCAAUUUUGAUUCUUGAUAACGAAUUGUCUCAACGCACAGGCUACAUUAUUGAUGUCACCCAUCACGCCGUUCUUAUAGAUAACUAGGAUAACAAGAUGCCUGCCAGGGAUCCAAACGCGUCUCCCCAUGUCCCAUCGACCUUCCCCAACCGCCCUGUCUCACCUAUCAACUCCCAGCAUCCCAAUACGCUCUCUCCGAACGCCUCAGGCUUCUCAGUUCGCACUGUACAGUCAAAUAACGGUGUUUUGAGUCUGCCAAGUCCAGACCAUCAGCAGCCGCAUGGAUAUUUUACCCAAGCUUUACGGAGAGUUAGUGGGACAGGAGGACAUAAUUUGCCUCGGAUGGAAGCACCAGCAAGUGCUGGACAAGAUGUACCAGCUGAGAGGAAUGGUUGGGACGAUACCUCAUUCCACAUACAGGCUGGUUCAACGACUUCCCAAGCUAUUCGAGAUUCCACAGCCCGUUUGGCGUCUGUGUCCUUCUCCACCAGACCUCGUGCAUUCUCAUCAGCUUCCCAGGGCGACAGCUCGUACUCCCAUUCAGCCCUCUCCUCAAGACAUGCCUCUGUAAACCAUGGGCCCACUCAUUCGGUUGCGACUUCUGCUACUGAACAUCGUCCUAUAUACCCUAGUCACCUUAACCCCGCUAUCUCCAAGCCAGGUCCGACCCCUGUCUUGGAAGACGACGAGCGAGACGAGGUUUCCCCGUCCAAAGGUCUUCAAGCCUUACCCGCAUCACCCUUCACCGGGGCCAAAUCAGGCCUGAGUAUGAUGCUGGAGCGAGAUAAGGAGGAGCGGCGCGUAAGGGGAUUGACAGAGGCUGCUUCUCUUCGUAGUAAGCGUUCUGGUAGCUCGAUUGGUAAGCUAGCAAGUGAUGAAGAGGAGUCAGGCGAGAGGACUCCAAUGCCACGUAGAAGCUCGCUGGUGGACGACAUUCUCGAAGUACCGACAACCGAGGGUAAUGCGAGGAUGUCUCAUGCGGGCUCUUCCAGCUCUCUCCGCCGUUUUCUCGCCAAUGAAGUAAAUGAAGAAGAACUCGGACAGGCUCCAGAUGAGAGAUCGCUUUUGUUGGGGGAUGGUCGCGAACGGAAAAAGCGUUCUUGGGCCGGCGAGGCGUUAUCCAAUAUUGAGGGCUGGAAGAACAAUCUAUUAAAGGUGACCCCUAAAGAUGUUGUUGAAGGGAUUAUUUUGGAGCCUAUUAGGACAUUGCCUUCGGUCAUCUUGGGGUUGUUGCUCAAUGUGCUGGAUGGUGUCAGUUACGGCAUGAUCCUCUUCCCUGCAACCCCAAUCUUUGUCGAUUUCGGCUCUCUUGGUGUAUCGAUGUUCUUCGUGUCUUGUAUCGUCUCUCAGCUUGUGUUCUCGCUUGGUGGAAGUAUUUUCCCCGGUGGCAACGGUUCGAUGAUGAUUGAAGCUGUCCCCUUCUUCCAUAUCUUGAUUAAUACCUUUGAACAAGUAUGCGGUGACGAUGAUAAGGCUAUCAUCGCGACGACAAUGGUUGCAUUCGCAUUCAGCUCUAUUUUGACUGGCUUGGUAUUCUUCGCACUAGGUGCGUUUAAGCUCGGUAGUUUGAUCGGAUAUUUCCCUCGUCAUAUUCUAGUAGGAUGUAUCGGCGGUGUUGGUGUCUUCCUUAUCGAAACCGGCCUUGAAGUCUCCCGCGGUCUCAAAGAAGAAGGCUUCGAAUACAACCUUGCCACACUCAAGCUUUUCUUCGAAUCCGGCCAUGCGAUCGCAUUAUGGACCAUUCCCCUCGCUCUGGCUAUCCUCCUCCGAGUCAUUACUCAUUUUUGGCAUCACCAACUCAUUUUCCCAGCCUACUUCUUCAUCAUCCCCGUCAUCUUCUAUAUUGUCAUAGCCAUUGGAAGAUGGGAUCUGCAGCACUUGAGGAAGAUGGGUUGGGUUUUUGAUGUAGGGACAAAUACGCAAGCUUGGUGGAAGUUUUACACCCUUUUUGACUUUCGCAAGACGAAUUGGGAAGCUUUCUGGGCAGCUAUGCCUACGCAGCUCGCUUUGGUCUUUUUUGGCAUUCUACAUGUGCCGCUUAAUGUUCCAGCCCUCGGUGUAUCACUCAGUGAAGACAACGUCAAGCUGGAUCGUGAAUUAGUUGCUCACGGUGCCUCCAAUAUGCUGGCUGGAUUAACCGGAACAGUACCAAAUUAUCUGACCUAUGUCAACACAGUACUCUUCUACCGUGUGGGAGGCGGCUCCAGAUUGUCAGGUCUAAUGCUUGCCAUGGGAACGGCCGCCAUCAUGAUGAUUGGGCCUGCUGUCAUUGCCUCUCUUCCUGUUAUGGUCGUCGGUGCUCUGAUCUUCGUUCUUGGCAUUGACCUCCUUAUGGAAGCUGUCUGGGAUACAAGGCACCGAGUCAACAAGAUGGAGUAUAUUACUAUUUGGGCCAUCGCCAUCGGCAUGACCGUCUUCGACUUUGUCAUUGGACUCUUAUUCGGUAUUAUUUUGGCCUGUAUCUUCUUUGUCGUGCAAAGCUCAAGACGUCGAGCUAUUCGGGCAGUUUUCAACGGUGCAACUGCGAGAUCAACUGUCAGAAGACCGAAAUGGCAAAGAAGUUUCAUCCAGCAGGUCGGUUCUCAAACAUAUGUGAUGAAGCUCCAGGGUUUCCUGUUCUUUGGCACUAUCACCACUGUCGAGGACGAGAUUCGAAAACUCCUCGAUCUUGCUAAGUGGCAGCACAAUCCGAUUCGCUUUCUCAUCAUUGAUUUUGCUCUCGUCCAUGGUCUGGACUUUUCUUCGGCUGAAGCGUUCGUCAGGGUACAACGUUUGCUUGCUGCUAAGGAUGUUCUAUUGAUUAUGUGCGGUGCAAAAUCCGAUGGACUUGUUGGGACUGCAUUGCAAGGUGUCGGCUUAUGGGCAGAUCGAGAAGGCACGAGAGUUGAAGUGUUUGAAUCACUGAAUGAUGCACUGGAAUGGACGGAGAAUGUGUAUCUUACUGCUUUCCUAGAAAACCAACAGUUGAUGGACUGCGAAACCACCACAAAGGUCAUGGACUUCCCAAAAAUCGCCAAGCCACCUUUCUCAUUGUCAGAGUCUUUCCAAAACAGUCCGCGGAGGAGCCACCUGGUUAAAGCAGGUGGAGAUACCAUAUUCCAAACUUCUUACGCUUCCAAAGAUGAUGACGAGCCUUCGACUCCACCACCUGAAGAACCUUUGGCCCAGCCAAUUCCAGUCCUUUUGCAAACCUUUGGUGCCUACUCAGCCUCUUCGGUUUCUUCCAUUUCCACUUCGUUCUGCAAAUCACUCGCCCCUUAUUUCACAAAGUCCUCCAUCAUGCCAGGUGACACCCUUUGGAUGCAAGGCGAUCCUGCCGACGGGAUGUACAUCAUCGAAGUCGGAUGCUUGCGUGCCACCUACGCCUAUAAUGAUACAACAAACUUAGUACAAGAGACAAUGGUGGCAGGUACAAUGGCUGGUGAUAUGAGUGCGUUGAGUGAGACCACGCGAAACUGUAGCGUUGUGGCCGAAAGAGAAUCAGUUCUGUGGAAGUUGAGCCAGGAGAGACUAGAUCAGAUGGUUAAGGAACAGCCCGAGGUUGCUCAGGCUUUUAUCAAGAUGGUUCUCAAGGCGGUGGCGGAAGAGCAGGACGUCUUGUCAUCUCAUCUUAUUGCUGUCCUGUCAUAGAUAGCAGGUCGCUCUCUUAUUCCCCAUCAAAUGACACAGUCCGGAUCGAGGCUGGUGACUAAUAAACGGCAUAUUAGGGAGUUGUAGUAAUGCUUCAGACACUUAUAAACGUAGAGAUGAUCAAAAAGGCAUGAAACGACAUCAAUGAUAUGCUGGAUCAUCUGUUAUGGCGACCAUCUGUUACCUGCGAAAACAAAUAAUUGUACUGUAUGAUGAAGAG